Messenger RNA from Coffea eugenioides, 1829 nucleotides. RefSeq names its product putative receptor-like protein kinase At3g47110. NCBI's taxonomy places the organism in Eukaryota, Viridiplantae, Streptophyta, Magnoliopsida, Gentianales, Rubiaceae. Gene Ontology annotation, biological process: protein phosphorylation. Gene Ontology annotation, molecular function: protein kinase activity; ATP binding; protein binding. The coding region runs from base 79 to 1701 and encodes 540 amino acids. The transcript has 3 exons. The record is from RefSeq and is a predicted model, not a curated record.
UUGCAAUAUCUGGAUAUAUCUCACAACAAAUUCACUGGAAUUAUAUCACCACAAUUUUUGCAGACGCACUCAUCACUGAUGUACUUGAAAUUUGGUGAAAAUUCGUUUAUUGGUUCUCUGCCUCCUGAAGUUGGAAAGCUUAUACACUUGGUGGAUUUCAAUGUUUCCCACAACCAAGUUUCCGGAGAUAUACCCAUGUCACUUGCUGAUUGUUCAAAUCUGGAGAAUCUUUCCAUGCAAGCCAAUUUUUUCCAAGGAACAAUUCCACCAAAUUUGGCUUCUUUGAAGAGCAUCCAGCAAAUAGACCUUUCAAGUAAUAACUUGACUGGAUCAAUACCAAAAGAACUUGAGAAGCUUCGAUUUUUGAGGUACUUAAACCUUUCCUACAACGACAUCGAGGGAGAGAUACCAAACAGAGGGAUUUUCAUCAAUGCAAGUCAAAUAUCAUUGGUUGGCAACAACAAACUCUGUGGAGGCAUUCCAGAAUUGGAGUUCCCACCUUGCCCGGUUAUCAGAGGGAAAAACAGAGGAAAGCUGAAGGUUAUCAUAUUGCUGUCUAUUCUAUUACCGGCAACGCUUCUGGUUCUUGGUACAGUGUUGUUAUAUUUCUGCGUUUGUCAAAAAGGAGAAAGAAAAAUGGCAGCCGGAUUCUCUAGCAUGCCCACAAGAGUCGAUAAGCUCUUGCGAAUUUCUUACCAUGAACUUCAUCGUGCAACUUCAGGAUUUUCUCCAGAAAACUUGAUUGGUUCAGGAAAUUUUGGAGCUGUCUACAAAGGAAGGCUAGAAAAACAUGGCAACAAGCUUGUAGCAGUCAAAGUUCUUGAUCUUCAAAAGAAUGGGGCUUCCAAAAGUUUUAAAGCCGAGUGCAAAACAUUGAGAAGUAUUCGCCAUAGAAACCUCGUCUCUAUCAUGAGUUAUUGCUCCAGUAUUGAUUCCAAGGGCGAUGAAUUCAAAGCUCUAGUCUAUGAGUUUAUGGAAAAUGGAAAUCUUGACCUGUGGCUGCAUCCUGAGACAGCUGAUCAAGCAACAAGCUCAAGAAGCCUUGGUCUUUCUCAGAAGCUGAAUAUUGCAAUUGAUGUGGCUUCAGCAUUGCAGUAUCUUCACAACCAUUGUGAAGCAGAGAUUGUUCAUUGUGAUCUAAAACCAAGUAACAUUCUUCUUGACAAUGAUCUUGUUGCACAUGUGGGUGAUUUUGGAUUGGCAAGGCUUCUCCCAAAACCCAUCAACAUAUCUUCCGAGCAAGGAACCAGCAGUACUAUUGCUAUGAAAGGAACAAUCGGUUACGCAGCCCCAGAGUAUGGAAUGGGUGUUGCGGCAUCAACUCUGGGGGAUGUCUACAGCUAUGGAAUUCUUUUGCUAGAGAUGAUCACAAGGAAAAGACCAACAGAUGAUAUGUUCAUGGAUGAGCUUGAUCUACAUAAUUUUGUUAAUAGAGCCUUGCCUGGACACGCUUAUGAGAUCGUGGACCCUUUGCUUCUGUCUAAAGCAGGUGAUGAAAACAAAAGAAUGACUCCUGGAAGGGAUGAAACUGAUGGUGGAAGGGAGAUGGAUUGUGUUAUUUCCCUGUUGAAAAUCGGGCUCAAAUGCUCAGAGAAAUCGCCAAAUGAUCGGAUGCACAUGAAUGAAGAAGUCGGAAAAUUGCAUCAUAUUAAGGAUGUUUUUCUUGGUGUCAGGGCAUAUCAAAAAAAUCUUGAAGCUUAAUAGCCACAGCUGUUUGUUUGUUGGUCUGAAUCUCCGAGCUGAAGUUGCUAGUCUGAUGAGUUGAUAACGAAGACACCUUUGGCUUUUUAUUUGGAAAAAUAAAUGGAUGACUGGAACAUAUAUCUAUA